Messenger RNA from Anarrhichthys ocellatus (wolf-eel), 2616 nucleotides. RefSeq names its product potassium channel, subfamily K, member 4b (gene kcnk4b). Gene Ontology annotation, cellular component: plasma membrane. Lineage: Eukaryota; Metazoa; Chordata; Actinopteri; Perciformes; Anarhichadidae. The coding region runs from base 155 to 1546 and encodes 463 amino acids. The transcript is spliced from 7 exons. Gene Ontology annotation, biological process: stabilization of membrane potential; potassium ion transmembrane transport. The record is from RefSeq and is a predicted model, not a curated record. Gene Ontology annotation, molecular function: outward rectifier potassium channel activity; potassium ion leak channel activity.
GGACUCCAUCCUCAGGCCUGGUGACAAGGACUGGAAAAGACGAAGGCGUGGGCAACUAAGGCGGAUUGAUAGCUGCAGCAGCUGGGAUCCAGGCCACACCAGCGCAGAGGCUGGCAAAGGGAAACAGCAGCCUGCGUUCGGACUGAGUAGAGCCAUGCGCUGCUCCACCCUGCUCGGCAUCCUCACGGGGGUGCUUCUCUACUUGGUGCUGGGAGCUGUGGUGUUCCGCUCCUUGGAGGCUCCGCGAGAGGAGGGCAAGCACAUGCAGCUGCUGGACAUACGCCGGGACUUCUUGUUGAACUUUACCUGCAUGGGCCCAGACGACCUACAGAGCCUUAUAGAGGAAGUAGUGGAGGCUGUCGGUGCAGGUGUGGAUCCUAACAGCAACUUCACCUUCGUCAGCCAAUGGGAUCUGGCCAGUGCUUUUUUUUUCUCAGGGACUAUCAUCACAACCAUUGGUUUUGGAAACAUCUCUCCCAAGACAGAAGGAGGGCAGCUGUUCUGCAUUUUCUACGCCCUGGUGGGAAUCCCGAUGUUUGGUAUUCUGCUCGCUGGAGUCGGAGACCAUCUGGGUACCUGGCUGAGGAAAGCUGUUGCCAAAAUAGAGACUCUCUUCCGGAAAUGGCAUGUUAGUCCAACCAUUGUGCGGGUGAUCUCAGCCGUCCUGUCCAUCCUGCUGGGUUGCCUGCUCUUUGUCGCUGUGCCUAUCCUGGUUUUCCAAAAGGUGGAGGAGUGGACUCUGCUGGAGUCGGUCUACUUUGUCGUUAUCACCCUGACAACAGUGGGGUUCGGAGACUAUGUUGCAGGGGAUUCAGGAAAGGCGGGGAGUGACCACUGGUACAAGCCUUUGGUGUGGUUCUGGAUCUUGCUGGGUCUUGCCUACUUUGCAUCUAUCCUGACAAUGAUUGGUAACUGGCUUCGAGUUCUAUCCAAGAAGACCAGAGCUGAGAUGGAGGAGCUCCGAGCCCACGCCACUGACUGGACUCAAAACAUCCACAAUAUGUCGGUGGAUUUUCGCAUUCCAGGAAAAAUCGAUGACCCCUUCAAACGACGUCGCCGGAAGCGUCGCCACGGCCCUCGCAGCAAUGGUCACACCGCAUCAGCUAACGGGGCCCCUGAGGGGAAAGAAGAGCAACGUGAGAGUCAGACAGAGUCUGGAUCUUACUCCUCUUCCGCCUCCUCUAAUGAAUCAGGCUCUCGGUCAGAAACAGACUCUCAGGUCACUCAGACGGAGCGAGUGCCUGAAGAAAAAACUGCAGAACCUGAAAAGGAGGAGACUCCUCCAGAUCCCCACCUGUCUCAGCCUCUGGACUACUUUGGGGAGAACCUUGCCUUUAUUGAUGAGUCUUCAGAUGCCCAGAGUGGUAAACUACAUUUGGAUCCUCUGCUGGAUACAUCACAAUCCAACUGUGCACGCUCUCAGACACCCAAGAGGAGACGUCAAAGAAGACCUGUUCCACAGAGAAGCCCCAAAAUCAAGAGGGAGCCCAAUGGAAACUCCCAAGCAGUUCCAGGUCUACCAGUGAAGCCUUUAGAAUUAAGCUAAAAACAGAACCUCCACUGCUAGCACAAGUAUCGCCCUGAGAGAUAUGAGAUGUGUUCAUGUUCUGACAAAGGAGUUGUCAAUAUAGCAAUUUAUUUGUAUGUAAUGCUUACUUACAGACUCUUAAGAUGAAAACAUGCAGCAGAAGCCUUGGCCACUUGUGGUUUGCAUUUAAUGCUCUUAGCAUGCCAGUGUGUAUGGCUCAACCAAAGAUGAUGAAGGGAUUUGUAUGCCAAUGUUCCCAUUACUUUCUGAGGAGUUACUGCUCUCUACUGGGCCAAGACAGUAAUGCACUACCACUCUCUUAACAUGAGGGUUCCCUGCCUUUUAUUCAUAAAACAAAUAGUGCAAGAAACAAGAAAAGCAACCAAAAAAACAUGUGUUUGCCACAGCAGUGUGAUGCUCAUGUUAAAGAGAGGUAGUAUUGGUCUGAGACAGUUACUCUUGAAUCCUGCCAACAAGUAAACGGGUACUAAACAGGCUCUUGUACAUCUUUGGUAUGUUAUAAAACUUUUUUUUAAAUACUGUGUACCACCAUAAUAUUUGCAGUUUGAUUGCCAAACGCAUUAAUCAUACUGUACUGCAUAUAUGUAAUAAAGAUUUCUUUUUUUUUUUUUUUUUUUUAAAGGAAAGCUGCAUUGCAUCUUAAAAGCAUGUUUAGCAUUUUUGUUCUACUUUACUUAAUUUUUAAAGAUGCUGUUCCAGCACAUUUGCUCCUCUGGGAAACAUGAUAAUCUGUUGAACAACCAUCUUUUUUAUCAUCACAUGUUGGGUUAGUGCCCUGGUGCACGAAGAAUGGCCCGGCAUACAUGAAAAAGUAGGUCAACCUGUCUAACAAAGCUGAGCAUAUGAGAGAGCUGAAUCCUGAUGGGUGUAUCCCAGAGACCAAACCAGGAGCUGGUUACAAUAUGUGUCCCAUAUUGAAUGUAGUAUAUCUGUGUUUCUGGAGGUUUUAGGGUCUGUCCUGCAGCUGGUCAUAUAAUCAGUCACACGACAAUGCACUGCACCAGUUGGUGGCAGCGUGAGCCUCUUCUAGGAUGAAACCAGGGACCCCGAAUUUGUUACAAUAAAAA